Messenger RNA from Paramecium sonneborni, 1494 nucleotides. The record is from the annotation of a GenBank genome assembly. NCBI's taxonomy places the organism in Eukaryota, Ciliophora, Oligohymenophorea, Peniculida, Parameciidae.
AUGCAGAUUAGAUGUAAUUAAGUUGAUCAUCGAAAUCAAUAAAUAAUAGGAUGUUGCAUAGAUAAUUCAUGCCCAAAUUAAAAGCCUUAUUGUAAUUUUUGCUUGCCUCUCCAUGCUCAACAUCUUGAAAAGUUAAUUUCUUUAGAACUUUUGCAUGAGUGGAUUUAGCGACGAAUCCAUAGUGCUCUAAUUGUUUAAAAGAAUGUUUCAGAGUGUAAAUUAUCCCUUGAUCGCCUUCUUAAUUUUUUAAUUCCUUAUGUUAACUUUAAUAUAUAGUAAUACUCAGAAAUUGGGCUUACCUCGCUUAAUAAAAUGAUAAUAGAUUUCUGUUAAGUGGAAAGUUAUGAAGAACUAUUAUUUAAACAUCUUAAAUAAUCUAUAUAAUAAAUCAUAUUUAUUAUAGAUUAGAUAUAAAAGAACAUAAAGAAAGUACAUAUUGAGAAGGAAAUUUGUAAUUAAUAACUACAAAUAUCUGAAAGAAAAUCCUUAAUAUCAUUAGAAUUAAAGCAAAUAGGUAACUUUAAAUCUGAUUCAAACCAAUUCACCUUUGAACUCAUGAUAAAAAACUCAAUUAAAUAAGUUGAUGUAUGUUAUGCUGUUGCUUUUAAUAAAGAUUAAUCACUAGUGUUAGCUGGAUGUGGCAAGGACAUUAAAGUAUUUUAAAAUCUAUAAGGGAAUUUAAAUCAAAUUUAAAUGUUAAGAGAACAUAGAAAUGAUGUGAAUACUUUAAAUUUUAUGAAAGAUAAUAAUAAUAUUCUAUCUGGAAGUUCAGAUAAUACUAUCAUAAUAUGGUAGGAAAUUGGGCAUAAUUAAUGGUUAUUUUAAUAAAAAUUAAAUGGACACUCUAAUAGCAUAUUAUCCUUAUUGUUAAAUAAUAAUGAAGAUUUAAUACUAUCAGCGAGUGUAGAUAAAACAAUCAAGUUUUGGGUAAAAUAGAAUUAAUGGUUGUGUUAAUAAACCAUAACUGAGCACACUGAUAGUGUAUAUUCCUUAAGUUUAAAUGAACAAUAAAAUAAAUUGAUAUCUUGUUCAAAGGAUUCAUAAAUAUUAGUGAUAGAAUAGUCAAAGUUAGAUAAAUAAUGGAUUGUUAUAUAAAAAAUAAAAGUUGAUUAAUAUGGAUAUCGUUUAUGUAUUAUUAAUGAUAACUAAUUUACAUUCUAACCAAGAUGUAAAGAAUAAAUGCACUUAUUUGAAUUAGAUAAUAAUAAUAAAUAAUAUAGGAAGACCAAGGAAUUUACUGUAAGAUGUGGUUCAUAUAAUUGUGAUAUUUUAUUUCCAUUCUAAUACUUAAAGUCAAAAUGCCUACUGGCUAAUAAGAAUGGCAAAAAUGUGAAUUUAAUGAGAAGGAUAGAAAAUGGGAACUUUAUAAUUUAAUAAUCUAUUGAAUUUGGUAGUGAAGUUAUUUAUGGAUAAUUAAGUGAAAAUGGAGAGUAUUUGAUCACUUGGGACUUUUAGACAAAGGAAAUCUAAGUGAGAAAGUACAAAAAAUUAUGA